This is a messenger RNA of Podarcis muralis (Common wall lizard), 3107 nucleotides long. It is a transcript of the gene ACOX3, whose product is annotated as acyl-CoA oxidase 3, pristanoyl. The record is from RefSeq and is a predicted model, not a curated record. NCBI's taxonomy places the organism in Eukaryota, Metazoa, Chordata, Lepidosauria, Squamata, Lacertidae. Gene Ontology annotation, cellular component: peroxisome. Gene Ontology annotation, biological process: lipid homeostasis; fatty acid beta-oxidation using acyl-CoA oxidase. Gene Ontology annotation, molecular function: FAD binding; pristanoyl-CoA oxidase activity; fatty acid binding.
GCCCAACCCCCGGCCAAGGCAGGAAUCUGAACCAAAGCAUCCACGGCAGGCGGCCAUCCAACAACCAGGGGGCAAGGCAGGAUUUCCAUGUAACUUCACGGCGGCUGCAAAGCUUUCACCGCGGGAGAAAAGGCAGCCGCAGGUGCGGAAGUCCCGCGCGCGUAGCCCCGCGGUUCUCCGCGCCGCAAACCGCCCGGGGAUCUUGGGGCGAGAGGCGGCGUCUCAACAUUGCAUGUUAAGAUGGCAUCUGUCAGUGAUCAGGAAAAGGUCAGCUCUUGGAACACUUUGGUGCUCCCAGACCUACCCAGUGGACCGCUGGAUGCCUACCGGAAGAAAGCAUCCUUCAACUGGAAAGAGAUGACACUCUUCGUAGAGGAAGAAGAUCUGCUCCGUUUUAAAAACAGAAUAUUCUCAGCUCUUGAAAAUGACCCUCUCUUUGCUCGUCACACUGGAGAAGAAUUACCUCUUGAGAAAUACCGUGAACUAACCUUCCUCCGCUGUAGGAAACUCUUUGAAUAUGAUUUUCUACGGCUAGAAGACAUAAUUGAGAAACCAUUAAAAGUUGUAGCGCUGAUUACUUGCCUGGGGAUGUAUGACUGGUCUCUGGGAGCCAAAUAUUUGCUAAAUUCCCAGGUGUUCAAAAGUGCAAUUGAGAGUUCUGGCUCUGAAAGACAUGAAGAAUUUAUUAAAGAUAAUGCAGCUAUGAAGAACUUUGGAUGUUUUGCUCUGACUGAAUUAAGCCAUGGCAGCAAUACCAAGAACAUGCGGACUACUGCUAGAUAUGACCCGACUACACAAGAAUUCAUUAUUCACUCACCGGAUUUUGAAGCAGCAAAGUUCUGGGUUGGCAACAUGGGGAAGAAUGCAACUCAUGCAGUUGUCUACGCACAGCUAUAUACUCCGGAUGGCCAGUGCCAUGGAUUGCAUUCCUUUGUCGUACAGAUCCGAGAUCCGAAAACGCUUCUUCCCAUGCCAGGGGUGUUGGUUGGUGAUAUAGGUAGAAAACUUGGGCAGAAUGGAUUAGAUAAUGGCUUUGCAAUGUUCCACAAUGUCAGGAUACCCAAAAGGAACUUGCUGAACCACACUGGAGAUGUCACAGCUGAGGGAGCGUAUGCAAGUGCCUUCAAGGAUCGCAAGCAGCGUUUAGGAGCUUCUCUUGGUGCUUUGUCCAAUGGAAGAGUUAUGAUUAUAUCCAUGUCUGUGGUCAAUUUAAAACUCGCCAUAUCAAUAGCAAUUCGCUUCUCAGCUACCCGGCGCCAAUUUGGACCAACAGAUGAUGAAGAAAUACCUGUUCUUGAAUACCAAAUGCAGCAAUGGCGCUUGCUGCCGUAUUUAGCAGCCACCUAUGUCUUAGACCAUUUCUCCAAAAUGUUGUUCAUAAACUCCAUAGAAUUCCACAUGGGUCUCCUCAUGAAGGACAAAAGUCCACAGCAGGCGGAACUCGGGCGUGAAAUCCAUGCUUUAUCUACUUCGGGGAAACCGCUGGCCUCCUGGCUGACUCAACAAGGAACUCAGGAAUGCAGAGAAGCUUGUGGAGGACAUGGCUAUCUGGCCAUGAAUCGGCUGGGUGAUAUCCGUAACGACAACGACCCAAAUUGCACCUAUGAAGGAGACAAUAAUGUUCUGCUACAGCAAACUAGCAACUACUUAUUGGGCUGGAUGAACGCCAAACACCAAGACAAAGGUCCUAUUGCUUCACCAUUGGGAUCGGUAGAUUUUUUGGAAGACUGUGAUCAUAUUCUCUGCCAGAAGUUCACAGUGUCAAAUGUUCAAGACUGCAUGGAUUCUUCUGUACUUCUGAGAGGAUACAAGUGGUUGGUUUGUUACUUGCUCCAAGAGAGUUUCCAGAAGCUGAGAAACCAAGAAAAAUGUGGUUGCAGUGAAUUUGAGGCAAGGAACAACAGUCAGGUGUACUAUUGUCGUUCUUUAGCUAUAGCUUUUAUUGAGCACACUGUUUUGCAAAGAUAUCAUGACUACGUUCACAGUUCCAACACACCAGCUAGCCUCCAGCCGGUACUGAAGAAUAUAUGUUCGCUGUAUGGAUUAUGGUCUUUAAAUAAGCACAUGUCAGUGCUCUACCAAGGUGGCUACAUUUCAGGUGCAAAUGCUGGCAGAUUUGUGCAAGAUGCAAUUCUAGAACUGUGUUCCAAGCUGAAGCAAGAGGCUGUGGCUUUGGUAGAUGUGAUUGCUCCUCCGGACUUCAUUCUCAACUCGCCAAUUGGCAAGGCUGAUGGAGAGCUGUAUAAAAACCUGUGGAGCACCGUUCUUCAAGGCAAUAAGGUGUUGGAGAGGCCAACCUGGUGGUCAGAAUUUUGUACUAAUAAACCUGUUGUAGGUAGGCUAAGAUCAAGAAUGUAAAUGUAAAUUGGAGAGGCCCAGCAAGGGCGUGGAUAAUAAAUCGUAAUCUGAAAUUAUUAGUUAAAGGAUCAUGUUAAUUUUUGUGAAGGAAAGGCCUUUGAAAUAGGAUUUCAGCCCAUUUCCAUGACUACUGGCACAGUGAGGGACAGUGCAGCCCAGUUUACACCUUUCCCACCUGCGUCAGUCAGUCAGGAUUUGCGGAAAUGAAGUCACUUUAAAAUGGGCUGCUACUCAGAGCCUGAAGUGGCCAUGAUAGUUGAAGUCUGGAUUCCAGGUAUGGAAAUAGCUAUAACAAAUUGAAGGAAAAUUAUACCUUUGCAAAGUCAGCAGUGUGCUCUGUUCAUGUAAACUUAUGUAGUUCGCUUAGAGUUCCUGCAGAGGGCAUGCACAAUUUCGCCCAAAGACCUAAAACAAGUUCACUCUCCUGGAAUACAGAGCAGAUAAGGACUUUCUAACUUUGAUUAAUUGUCGUAUCUUGUACAUCUGUAGUCAAAUGUUUUUAUAGUUUCUUGUUUAAUUCAUGGUCUAAUUGAAGUUAGUGAAAAUGUUGAACUUUAUAUCACCUUACCAACAGUCUGCACUUUUUAUCCGCACUUUUUAAUUUUAAGUGUAAGUUGGUGUCAGAAAAUCCUAAUCUGUGAAAGGUAAACAUAAUAUAUAUUAUACCUGCUACAUAUUUUGGGGGAAAUGUUUUGUGCUGACAAGAUACAGCAAAUGUUAACAAUGAUGAAUAAAAUAGUUUUAUUUUA